Molecule: messenger RNA, 1441 nt
Organism: Mus pahari (shrew mouse)
Lineage: Eukaryota; Metazoa; Chordata; Mammalia; Rodentia; Muridae
Gene: Cct5
Product: chaperonin containing TCP1 subunit 5
Exons: 6
Coding region: 89-1441 (450 amino acids)
Biological process (GO): protein folding
Cellular component (GO): chaperonin-containing T-complex
Molecular function (GO): ATP binding; ATP-dependent protein folding chaperone; ATP hydrolysis activity
Source: RefSeq, a predicted model, not a curated record
CCUCUCGCGAGAAGGAGGUGCGGCGUGUGUGUCUCUCUCUUCCCGAGUGGUCCCGGCCGGUAACUAGAGGAGCGCUCGUUCGCCCACCAUGGCGUCCGUGGGGACCCUCGCCUUCGAUGAGUAUGGGCGCCCCUUUCUCAUUAUCAAGGACCAAGAUCGCAAGUCCCGUCUCAUGGGGCUUGAGGCCCUCAAGUCUCACAUCAUGGCUGCCAAAGCUGUAGCAAACACAAUGCGGACGUCACUGGGACCAAACGGGCUGGACAAGAUGAUGGUUGAUAAGGAUGGCGAUGUGACUGUAACAAACGAUGGUGCCACCAUUCUAAGCAUGAUGGAUGUCGAUCAUCAGAUUGCCAAGCUGAUGGUUGAACUGUCCAAAUCCCAGGAUGAUGAAAUUGGAGAUGGGACCACGGGAGUGGUUGUCCUGGCUGGGGCCUUGUUGGAAGAAGCUGAGCAGCUGCUGGACCGAGGCAUCCACCCAAUCAGAAUUGCGGAUGGCUACGAGCAGGCUGCCCGAAUUGCGAUACAGCACCUGGACAAGAUCAGCGAUAAAGUGCUUGUCGACAUAAACAACCCGGAACCUCUGAUUCAGACUGCAAAAACCACGCUGGGCUCCAAAGUGAUUAACAGCUGUCACCGGCAGAUGGCUGAGAUUGCUGUGAAUGCCGUCCUCACAGUGGCGGAUAUGGAGCGGAGAGAUGUUGACUUUGAGCUUAUCAAAGUGGAAGGCAAAGUAGGUGGACGGCUGGAGGACACCAAGCUCAUAAAGGGUGUGAUCGUCGACAAGGACUUCAGCCACCCUCAGAUGCCAAAAAAAGUGGUAGAUGCUAAGAUUGCGAUCCUUACGUGUCCAUUUGAGCCUCCUAAACCUAAGACGAAGCACAAGCUGGAUGUCACAUCUGUGGAGGACUACAAAGCCCUGCAGAAGUAUGAAAAGGAGAAGUUUGAAGAGAUGAUUAAGCAGAUUAAGGAGACGGGUGCUAACCUAGCUAUUUGCCAGUGGGGCUUUGAUGAUGAAGCCAAUCACUUACUUCUUCAGAACGGCCUGCCUGCAGUUCGCUGGGUAGGGGGACCUGAGAUUGAGCUGAUCGCCAUUGCAACAGGAGGACGGAUUGUCCCACGGUUCUCAGAGCUCACCUCUGAGAAGCUGGGCUUUGCUGGUGUGGUGCGGGAGAUCUCGUUUGGCANUACAAAAGACAAAAUGCUGGUUAUUGAGAAGUGUAAGAACUCUAGAGCUGUGACCAUUUUCAUCAGAGGAGGAAACAAGAUGAUCAUAGAAGAAGCAAAACGAUCCCUCCAUGAUGCCCUGUGUGUCAUCCGGAACCUCAUCCGUGACAACCGUGUUGUGUAUGGAGGAGGGGCAGCCGAAAUAUCCUGCGCCCUGGCAGUCAGCCAAGAGGCAGACAAGGUAACGGACAGAGUGGCAGUGAGAACUGCUGUCUAA